GACGUCGCCUUGCGCAAUAACAACAAUUCUUCCAGCACCAUGGGUAUGGAAGCAGACCGGGCGUUUCCUACAGACCGGGCCUUUCUGCGGGACUUUCGGCUCAUCGGCCCACUGACUGUGGGAUUAGGGGUUUUCGCAGUGCUGUGUGGGGUGACGGCUUUACUGGAGGACCGAGACAGGAGAACGAAAAGAAUAUUCGUCCGAGAGCCUUCAGACGACGUACGGCAAGACGUCGACGGCGAUCUGGGGCAAAUCUCAGUACUUUGCAAAGAGUACCACCCGGGUUAUGCAUCUGUAUCGAGACUCUCCAAAUACAGACUCCCACGCUUUACAGUGGGCUCGUGUCCGAACCUGCGGUACCAGCCCGACUCGCCCGCUCGCCUGAACCCGCUGCGGGGGUACAUGAAGUCCAUGCCCUCCCCCGUGCCGCUACGAGACUUGUACAGGUUUCAGCCUCUCCGGUGUGUAGGUGAGACACAUGAUCUGACUUGA
Messenger RNA from Branchiostoma belcheri (Belcher's lancelet), 492 nucleotides. RefSeq lists its product as uncharacterized. The record is from RefSeq and is a predicted model, not a curated record. The transcript has a single exon. Lineage: Eukaryota; Metazoa; Chordata; Leptocardii; Amphioxiformes; Branchiostomatidae. The annotation marks the transcript as partial.